CUCAGGCUGCUUCUGUUCUUGUCGGUGGAAUUAACAUUGGAGAAAGAUUAAUUAGAGGUAAGGGUAUGUUAAUUUAUGCGCCUGAGUGACAAAGCCAAAUUGUAUGGAGCCUGAAACCUGAGACAGAACAACCUGCUACACAAUGCGUCUAGGAGGCUCACGCUGCUAGAGUCGUUGCGUGGUUAUCGCAUACUUAAGACCAACCUUGUCAUCCUUACCAAGAAGUUAAAUGUAAGGAUGAGAACCAACACAUAAAUUUGCUCCAUAUCUACUAAUAAACAUGGAAAUUGGUGAGUCUAGACUAUACUUGUUAAGGUGCUGUCCUUGGAAAACUCUUUUACAUUAUUUUUUUUGUGAUCGUCAAAGAGUAUUUUAUUUUCAUAGUCCCUCGACGCCUCUUCAUUCAUAUGCAUCCUUGUCGUCUUUCUCAGUAACGUAUAACUUUGGAAAAAUAAAAAUCCACUAAAAUCUAGUCUUUGCAAGGCUCUCAGUCACUGGAGAUGAGCAGAUGUACUGGAAAGUGAAUUACGCGAGAAGUCUGGGAAGGAGUGCUCUCCUAAGCAAACUCUCUCUAACGUUUGUUUCUUUGCUUAGCCCCGCUUUUUCGGACGACUCCACAAGCGGCUAAUGUAAACCUUAUGAUUUCUACACUUUUUACAGUUGUCACACCUCACUGUACUUUUCGCAAUGUUACUGGUAGUGCUGUGGUCGUCUCUACAUGGAUGGUCCUUCGCAGGAGUCCUAGUAUGGAAGCAUUUGUCAAUGCUUUCAAAGAAGCUGUUCUUCCAUUUGGAAAUUGCUUGCGUACAAUUAGUGAAGGAUCGAUCCAAUUUACGCUUCAAGCAGAAAAUAUUUCCGCUCUUGACGCACUAUGGCAAAGUUAUCAAGAUGCAACACUACAAACAAAUUUACAAGAGUUUCUUGUUACUGAGGAAAUAAAGCAGCUGGCAGGUGGUGAAGUGACGUUGACUGUGCACAUCGACGAAGAUGAAUAGAGAAAUGCUAUGUUGGAUUUGAUGAUAUCAGAAACAGAAGGUAAUAACACCUUGAAUAGUCCCGCCAUUAUGCAUGACUCCUUGUGCGAGAUGAAUUAGAAACGUCUCUUGUUUUAUCAAAUAUAAUGGGACGAAUCACGGCAUCUAGAAGAUGCGAUGUAAUUUUCUUUAAAAAGUUGUUGCGUUACGAUCCAUCUAAUAUUUUUUCCUCGUAUGCGAUUUAUUGAAACACGCCAUGAGACUAAAUAUACACCAGCUCAUACAUAACCCUCCAGUUUUAUUUUCUGGCUGAUGUUCCAGUCCUGAUUUAAACUUACCUUUCAUGAAAUAACAGCCGUAUACAGUUAAAAUAUCAUUCAAUUUUGGCGCGAGUGAAGAGAGUAAUUUACGUGUUAAUAAAGGAAAAAUAUACGGUUAAACCAGGUGAGUCUUCAGCUACUAGUUUACGUGUUAACAAAGGAAAAAUAUACGGUUAAACCAGCUGAGUCUUCAGAAAAAUUAUGUUUUCAUUUAGUUUUUUCGUUUCUUCUCCAAGACAUCAUGCACUACGCCUUAUAACCAUUGUGUGGAGGUUGAUUAUAUCUACAUGAGCUUGAAUUCUGAGGAGAAAGGAUCUCAAUAUUUUAAAAUUAUUUGAUAGGCGCUCUUUGUUCGUAAACGUACUUCCCUAUGGCUAACAUAAAUUGUUUAAGUCCAGAUAUUUGAGUUUGCGGAAAGAUCCAUGUUGCAGAAAUUGAACUUGGUAUAUUUCCUCUUUUUCAUCCUGAUCUGUCACGCGGGUUUAAAGAAUACCUGUGAGUCGCAAUAUUAUUUUUUUAGGUUUCUUUGGUCGACCGACAAAUUGAGCUGGGAAAGAGUAGUUGCUCAUAAUCGAUCAAAAUGUCCAAAGGAUUGUUCUUUUUCUUCACGAAGCAACAGGUUCUCGAAUUGAUUAUCCGAAUGACAUCCACAACUCCUCCGUGAAAACAGCCCUGUGAUAUGAAAAGCGUUGACUUCAAACGGGUCGAUAUUACUGGUUCUAAAACUCAUUCGAAAAGCAACUUUGAGAUGUGCUCCAAAAUACAAUUUCCAGAUAACUCAGGAGCAAAUGUGGGCAAAAAUCGAACAUUUUCAAAAUGUGGUGGCAACAGGCAAAGAAUCACUUCGAAUCAUAUUCUCGAGUUAGGUAGGCCCUAGAGAGAAACAAGCCACUGCAUACUUCGUUUGGCUGAAUAUUGAUCUAUUUUCGAGAAAAUCGAUAGUACAUGAAUCCCGCCGAAAUGCCGCAUUUCCGGCAAAUCUCGAUGCAUCGCGUCACUAGUUGAAAAAACUUGGACUGAUAAAAAGUACCAAAUCGUGCAAGAGUUUGUUUCCUUUGUUUUUUCUGGAAAAAUCUAGAUGUUUAGUAUUUUAGAAGUGGGCGUGAAAACACUGGUCAGACCAAACAACAGGCAUGUGUAAUCGUCAUUACGCAUCAUCUGCGCACUAUGAUAUGUUUAACAAAUAGAUUCCAAGUUGCCGUGCGUCUGUUCUGUAAUAUAUCACAGAUGACGUCAAAAUGCGGUAAGAACAAAAAAGUGGCACACGAGGCUAGCUUCUUGGGCAAGAUUAUUAAAUAUCUAACUAGCAGGGUUGAUUUUUUUAAAAGCCGCUGUUUAAAUAUACUACGUCAACACAAUUCACGGUCAGGAGACAUGUAUUUUAAAAGUCUGCAAUGAGAAGUAUUUCAUAGAUCGAUGUUCACGAUUCCUCUCCUGAUGUGAAGCUGGUACCUUGAUUACUCUAUCCGUUUCUUGAGUUUCGUGGUACACAGAAAUAUUUUAUAACCAAACUUAAGCUUUUUUGGACAACUGCCCGGAAAAGAUAAAGUGAAUAUGAGAACGUGCUAUCUGGGUCGUUGUUUAUCUACUUGCACGGGUAACUUCAUAAGGAACGGUAGCCUCUAGGAAAGAAGAAGUAUACAUAUAAAUCUGUAGAACGUUGGCUGGUACAAACAUUUCACUGAAAGCUGUGGUUUUCCAUGGCCAGUUGUCGUUUUGACCCUUAUACAGCUCUCUUUAAAGAAACAAAUAUUUUAACUUUGCACUUUGCUCUAUUGCACAUCUGCAGUGAUGGGCUAUGCCCUUUGAGGAUCUUUCGCUUUAUUCACCUUAAACAAUAAUUAAAAAUACCAUGAUUCAUUUGACCAUGAUACCUUUAAUCAUGAUCGGGGUUUAGAUGAUUGCUUGCUCCUGUUUCGAAUAUUUAAAACUUGACCUAAGUCCCCGAAGCCACAUAUGUUUCACAGUCCAAUGUUCCAUUCUUGCGGAGUUGGCGAUUUCAGUAGACCUCAUUUUCAAUUAAUUAGCGUUAUUCCGCACACAAAAAACAUGUUUCCGAGCCAGCGACAUUCCGCUUACAUUUUGUUUGCGGUUUGGUUGAAUUCUAAUAUUUGAGCAAAGAUCUCUUACGUGAAGUAAAUAAAGCCUCCUCUUCGACGGAAUGGGAGUAGGGAAACCUCAAAUAAAACCCCCCGAGGGCGUCGACUAUCUUGCUAAGUUAUUUUGCUUUUAUGUGAACGAUGCCAUAAUUUCAGGACUGUAGCCUCCUUCUUCAAGUAGCACAGUAAAAGAUAAGAGGAUUUUAUGUUAAUAAGCCGUAGAUUGUACGUAAAAUUCGAAACAAUUGAGUUUACGUGUGUAUGUGUACAUUUUCGACUAAUUGACGGCACCGUCGAAUAGGCACAUUUUAUCCAACUUUAAAAUUUGAUUAGAUCGCGCCGAAUCAUUUCCCAAAAAAAAAAUCCUAUGAAGAUCGAAAAGAACUACACUCUGCCUUCCAAAAGCCAGAUUUUCAACAAAUUAUUUUGUGUAGCACAUAGUUAAAUAACGGCUCGGGUUACUUUUGACCUAUUUUUUAUAUAGUUAGAAGUUGGUCGGAUAAAUUCAAUUAGAUUUUGUAAAUAAAUGGUCAAGAAUUGCUUAGAUUGCUCACAAAAUAAGUUUUGAUCUUGUUUUUUAAGAUUUGCUACUUUUUAUCGGUCCAGGUUUUUUCAAUUUGUGACGCGACGCUCCGACAUUUGCCUGAAUUUUUGAGCCUCAAAAGCGGCAUUUUGGCAAAAUUUUGUUAUUAUCGAUUUUCUCGAAAAUAAAAUGAUAUUCAGCCAAACGAAGUAUGCCGUGACUUAUUUCCCAUUAAGACCUACUAAACUUUGAGAUAUAAGCGAAAUUGAUUUUCAGCUGUUGCCACCAUAUGUUUGACUAUUGGUAACAUUCGCUCUUAAGUUUCACCUACCUUGUGGGUUAUUUCUCACUAGUAUGUGAUCUAUUUCCGAGAGCUUGAUGAUUAUCCAAGCUCAAUGUCUCAGUUCCCUUUUGCAAACGAUGUGGAACACACCGCUUCAUUCAGCAUUAUAUUGCAUUUUUGAUUGUAAAUUUUAGAGAAGGAACUUGAAGAGAAAAGAGGAUUAAAAGAACGAGCAAGUUCUGAUUCAGACCUUCUGAAAGAACGAAACAUGACCGUAGCCAACACAAAGGAUCCUUUUCCAGAGAGAGAGUUUUUACCAUUUGACAGAAAAGUGCGUGUAGAAGAAUAUUUGGAAAAUCUUCGGGAGACCUUCAGCGAAAUCACACUACCGAGUGAUAGCGGAGAAGGGACCUGGAGUAGUGCCCCUUCUGAAUAUGGAUUUGACAAAGGUGAAGGUGACAGUUAGUCUCCAGCGACUGAUAAUUUUCAAUAGAAUAGGGACGAGUUGCUGAGAGAUCCAGCCAUCUUGACCUUAAACUGGUCAAUAACGCGUACGGAGUGUGGAUGAGAAUGAGCUAAUUAGGAUGACCUGCUAAAACUAAUGGCAUAACUAAACCACCUACAAACGUGGACACUCUUUAUGAAUGAUAUCUUAUAUCACGAAUCGUAUAUUUAUUUGCGUUUGGAUCUCAACAAACACACAGGUUGAGAACAGUAUUUUCAAAUGACAGUAUUUUUGUCAAAAAACGAAAAAACAACAACGACAACAACAAUAAUUAUCAGUCAACUUUGAAUGUGAAAUUUUGUUUCAUCUCCAAUUAGGCCUGUCAGUCUGAAUUAGCCAGCGGAUGAACGUGAUUACAACCAAAUUCUUAUUUCGUAUUUGGUCUGGCUGAAACUUGCAUUUCUUCAGAACUUGAAAGCUUACUGUAUUGGCAUAGCAUAACAGUCCCUUAAAUUUCAUUCAUCCCCCUUUUGGCACUUGAUUUACUUGAACUUGCAUCUGGCCCCUUAGAAUUAGUCGGCCUUUUAUUGGAAUGAGUCUGCUGAUUUUAAAACACCUAAAACAGCAAACUCCCAUUUGAACAGUUCAUGAGCAACCAUCAGAUUUCUCAGACAGUCUGAUGUCAGUAUCGUGGUUAAUUAUUCUGUGAUCGUAAAUACUGUUUUUCCUUUCUUUUUUGAUUCAUCGUAGAACCUGUUUUGACAUCGUCAAGCAGUGCUGAAGCUGUUAUGCAACAGUUGGCAAACUCUUUACAGCUAGAUAAAUGCUUUUUCAAAAAUCCAACCGCAGAGGACCAAAGAGCUUUCCGUGGCUUGGCAAGAAUAGCUAAAAUUUUAAACAGAUUCGACGUGUUUGAGUACCUACGAAAGAACGUACCAGCAGGAACAACAGGUUUUUUGUUUAAUAUCAUUUCCUUAAAUCCUUAACAAUACUUAUCUAUUGAUUUUUAAGCAAUUAUAACCAUGAUGUCUUGUUAACAAAAUAGUCAGAAGGCCUUUAACAUCGAACACUCUUUAAUCUGCGAAAUUCAAAUAGGAAAUAAUUUGCAGUAAACAUACAAUACUUUUAAGUCUGCAAUACAUGUUUGGAUAUUACUCAUGUCAUGUUCAGCAGCAAAAUAAUGUCCUUGUUACUAUUUAAAUUUUAGUUUGAAUAUACGUCAUCGAGUAACAAAGUUAGAUUAAGCUAUACAGAAUCGCAAACUAUUUGAAUAAAAUACAACGGAAGUAUGGAAGGAAAAAUUGGUAUUUUGAAGUAACCUAGGAAAAUCCAAAACAGAAAAUACUUUCCGUUAAACUAAUUUCGCACUAACUUGCUUUUAAAAGUUUUGAAUUAAGAAUAAACUUCCCCUGGCGUAGCUGUGAAAGUCAUCAUCUAAUUCCUCCGUUCGCUUGACAAUAAGCAACCUCUGUUGUCCUCAGUUGUGGAGCGUGAAAGACAAUCGAGAUAAUUACAAAAAGAAUGACUGCGCGAAAACUGGGUUCGGGUCUUCUCGCCUAACUCCUAAGAAAAAAGUACCAGCUGGGUCGCGUUGCUAAGGUUAAUGAUCAGUGGUGUAGUAAAUUUAUUCCGUUUCGCUUAACAACAGCUGAAAAAAAGAGACUUUGUCGCGAAAAACAACAAAGUUCAAAGUUCUUAUCAACACAUCGGAAAAACGCGAGCGAGAGACAAUAUACGUGAUGAAAGAAUCAUUAAUGAUAAUUGAGAGGGGGGGUCCUUAUGAAUUCCAUAAAUCAUAGUUUCGAAUCAUUUGACUCGUGUGGUCGAGCCUUUAUUACGAUUCUACGUUUGUGUGCGAAGCCAUUGAGUCAAAGUCAGUAUUUAUUCCUAAGAUGAUUCUUCUUUUCUUUCAGGUCCUCGAUUACCUGAGAAUAUGCUCAUCAAGGAGAUAUCGAAAUUAAAAAAAAACCUUUUGUCACGUGUUUUGAAAUGUAAGUAACAUUUUGUGAAAUAGUCGUCCAAUAAGAGCUACUACAAGUAAAUACAUUUGUUCAGUGGCCUGUGGCAUGUUCCAGGCUAUCGACGUUCACGGUGAUUACAACUUUUUUCGAAUCCAAUCCGGAUUAAGGUGACCCAAUUUACUAAGAUGCGGCUGCUUCGGGCUGCGAAAUUCCAUUUGCGACCUAAUGGCAACCGGCCGAGUGACACAUUCCCUUUGUAAUCAGUUUUAUUGAACCAGUAGACUUGUGGAGUCACCCCGUAUCAUGUGAUGGACCUGUUUGCACAUGGUUUCAGUCUCAUAUUUUGUAUCGCUUCUUUGUUUCUGUUCACCAGGAAAACAAUAGUCACGAGGCGUGUUGAGACGACACAAAAAACUACAUAUCACCGAAAAAAACUGGCAAAGCUUGGUCUUCUCGUUUAAAUAAGAAAUAUCGAAACAGCAGAAAAACUUGUUAUCACUAAUGAGUCUGGAGUGUCGUCUCUACUUUUACAUCUACUCUACUCCAUGAUUGCAUCACAUAGACCCAUACUAGAAAUGAAACCAUACUGCAAACAUAUUAUCCCUUAUUUCAUUACAAUGGUCUACGAGUAUAUCCCUGCUAGCAGUUCAUAAAGUAGGUCACUCAUAUAACUUGAUUGUCUAGUGGGCGUUCAAUUAUAAACAAGUCAUAUUUUGUGACGCACAAUUAAGGUGAAUGUUUGUUUUCUUCAUUUUAGGGAGAUAUCCCUUGGGGGAACUAAGGGAUCUGGAUUUGAGACCAAGCGACAUGAAAUAUUCAGUGAGCACUACCAUUCUGGAUGCUUUCGCCAUGCGACUCAACUUAAGAACAGUGGGUGAGCUGUAUGACUUUCUAUGUGAACAUGGCCUGCCUCACGCUGCCGAUUUUCUUUAAAUAUCUCAACUCUACCAGCCCACGAGGAUCUCUCGAUCUCAUGUUUUCUUACUCUAUCCUAUGAGAUGAUGAAUCAGCUUACCCUUACCACAGGGGACAAAUGAUUUGCUGCUAAAGUCAGUCAUACUGAUUUGACAUGAUUAGCUAUUCCUAUAAUUCCUCCGACUUAGUCAGUUAGGUAGGGUUGUUAUCAUAAAAAGUCAUGUUAGUAUCCGAAGGUAAUUUAGUAUUGCACAUAUUUAGAGUUUGGCAUUAACUUUUCUCUCAUUAGUAGCUUACGUUAGUUUUUUAACCGAUGCUAGAAAUUGUUACCUAUAAUUAGUAUUGUAAAUAGUGCUUGUUUUUGAAUUAGUAGUUGCAGUAAAAUUUCAUGUUAACACGGUUUUUCCAUCAGGUGAAAACUCACAAUUGUUUUUGAAGGGUUUCAUAAACUAACCACAGUAGCUCGGAAGACCAAAACAACUGUAGUCAAAGUCAAACCUGUUUUACAAGAAUACUGAGCAUAUUAAUAUACUGUACUAAAAAACUACACGAUCUCAGUUUGAGAAAUUAGUUUUGUCGAUUUCAUUUCAAACUCACUUAAGGAGUUCGAUUGUUUGAUUUAUUUCGGGAAGCUUUUUUCAUCGCACAGUCCUACUAAAGCUUAAACCUUGUUUACAAUAAUUAAACGAGUGUUAUCUUUGACCCGUUCAUCAUAAACGAGCUGUUGUAUGUUUAAACCAUAGAGGUGCAAGAGUUUGUUUUCCGAACCGCAAUUAGCAAGUGCUAGUGCAUGGACAUAUUUGACCAAAAGAGAGAAGAGUGUAAUAUAUAUAUCGAAACGAAUCACGAAGCAAUGAAUGACGAUUGGAGGAAAGCUCAGCGAGUUGUACCUAGAAUAUAUAUAUAUACAUAUAUAUAUAAAUUUAUGUAAACGAUGGUACGAAUAUUCUUAACAAUAAAAUCCUCUGAUGAGUGAGCAAUCACGAAACAGGCUUGUAGGGAUGAAAGUAUAGUCUCUCUGUUUUCCCCCCCUAUCGCAACAUAAAUAUAUAUAUAUAUAUAUAUAUAUAUAUAUAUAUAUAUAUAUAUAUAUAUAAAUGAAUGUGGGGGUGGAGUCUACCUUGGCAUAAAGUGCUCAAUGCUGUGGUAUUGAUAGAGAGAAUCGAGAGAAUCGAUGCGGAAACUUCCUGGUCCCCUGCCCUUGAUGAUUACCCUGUUACCUUGCUAAAAUUUCACCCCAAGAGCUGCAAGGACAACAAAAUACAACUGAGAUAAUUAGUAUAUUCGUUAUGAUGUUGGAAAUAAUUGCUAAUAUUAUGAAUGUUAAGGGGUGUUUUGCUUUGCGUUUCCCAAUACUUAAAAAAAUUACUAAUAGUCAAAGUUUGAGUGGGUCUCCUGAUUCAAAGGCAAAUAGUUUGUUCCAGUUGCCUCAAUUUUCUUCAAAAGCAAUAGAGCUCCCCUUUAUUUUAUCAAUCAUUUUAAAAAGUUUCUAUAGAUUCUCAUCACGUAAUCACUGUUACCGAAGGUGAGCCCUACCAAGACUUCUUAUAAAUACUUCUGCCCCUACAGUGAAUUGUAUAAUCCGCCAGGAUCUAAGGCUCCUGCAAAUGUUUGGGUUAUACUGUUAUAAAAAAUACACCCUGAACAUUUGGAUAUAAGCCUAUAUUAAAGUACCCAACCUCAAUAUGAGCUACCAAAUUCUCAAAUUUAUACAUCCUGAUAGUAAGCUCUGUAGACCUUGCAUACCCGCCAAUAUUCUUAAUAUGACUAAACAGAAUUUUUUUCUUAUCCAUAUCAUUACUGUUUGGUUAAAGGGUGUAGUUUCAGCCAGUAUUGCAUUAUAGCUUGUAACCACUGAUCCGGCCUUGUUAAGUUAUAAAUAUAUAUACUUCCUUUCCUCCUCUUUAAUUCUUUAACUUAUGUAUAUAUAUAUGUAUAUACAUAUAUAUAUAUGUAUAUAUAUAGGAAGUCUUUAAACCCCUGAAGAGUGAAGCGAUUCACGAAACAGGCUUGUCGGGAAGUGUAGUUGCGUCCCUUUUUCCCUCCCAUAAUAUUUAUGUAUAUAUAUAUAUAUAUAUAUAUAUAUACACACACACACAUAUAGAGUAUAAUCUCAGUUUGAAAAAUUGGUUUUGUCGAUUUCAUUUCAAACUCUCUCAAGGAGUUCGAUUGUUUGAUUUAUUUCGAGAAGCUUUUUUCAUCGAUACAUUUCGAUAUAUAAAUAUAUAAAUGUGGAGUAGAGUGUACCUUGGCACAAAGUGCUCGAUGCUGUGGUAGCAGAGCUGGGUAUAUAGAAGUGAAAGAAUCAAAGGGGACACGUCGAUUCUCUGUUACUCUGAGUUUCGCGCCUAAGCGCUCGUCAGACAGAACUUUCUGACGAGCGCUUAGGCGCAAAACUUAGAGUAACAGAGAAUCGAUGCGUCCCCUUUGAUUCUUUCACACACACACAUACACACACACACACACACACACACACACACACACACACACACACACACACACACACACACACACACACACACACAGAUAUAUAUAUAAACGAGUCGCGAAGCGAUAAUUGUGAUAUCGGUUUUUCAAGGGAAAUUUAACGUGGAAUUUACUCGUCAGGCAGUGAAUUUUUCUUGAAUCGCAUGAUUGAAUAAAAACACGAGAAAGAGAAAGUUUGUUUUUAUCCUGAGCGCACGCCCCAGAAAGCCAUUUCAAAGUCAAUUGUCAGAACUGUCAUUGCGUCAGUGAAUAGGAAGCACAGUCAGUCUUACACAUUUGAAUCUCCGACAACUUUAUUUGUAUCUUGUGCUUGUUUUUACAUUUGUUUUCAAACUAUUGAAACAAGCUACACAAUGUCUUAAGGUUAAUAGUGGUAUUUCACUAAAUUUACAAGCCGUUCAUCUUUAACAUAUUUUUCCAAAUCAUAUGCUCAAGGAGGAAAAUAAUUUACACCUUUUGCCUCUUUAGUCGCAAAACUGGAAGAAACGAAGUGUCCAAGCGAAAGCACUGAAAGUUUAACAUCGCGAUUUAGGGUAUUUAUUUCUUCGUCUGUAUAUAUGACGACCGUUGUCGCUUCUUCGUCUUCUUCGGUUAAGCUUUUGCUUGCCAUUUUCUAGGCCGUGUUUACAGGAUUUUCUCGUUGUCGUCAGCGAAAGAGGCUUUUUAAUUCCUCUCCAAGAAUUUGACAACUUUCGUUUCCGCUGCCCAUUUCAAUUUUGGGGGUGACUAGAAUAUCAUUAGAGGGUAGAUAAUGAUAUCCAACAGAUAAAAUUGUUAUCCAGCAGAAUAUGGUGGUGGACUAUCCACUGGAAAGAGAUUAGUCCAGUGGAUAGUAUUAUCCGCCUGAACAACCGAGACCACAAAAGAAGAAUACAUUAAUUCUGAAUGAUGCAAAAGCAUUGCUUUGGCUGUCUAUGGGUAGGACUUUCUCUCAUUUCCUUCUCUGCUACUUGCAUGUCCAGUAUUUGGUACGCCAGUCCAUCAUCAAGCAACACUGGAAAGAGCAGUCGAAACUAGAGGAAGCUAAUAUAGCUGGAGUAACAUUUACUAUUUCUUUUUGUUGAUUUUCUGAUGAAUCAUCUCCCUGAGGUCUGAAAAGAUUUUGUUUUGUCUUGGAUUGUUCCUCAUAAUUAAACAUAGCCAGUGCUCGCCUGUUAAACAAGAAGUAAGAGGGUUACAAGGCAGUGAAUGGCUGGAAUCAAGAAAAAUACCAACUGAUGCUAUGGACACAAAACAAUCUUCAAGCUUCCAUGUUCUUUGUUUUGUUUUGUUCUUUUUUACAGUCACAAUGGAAUUAAGCACUGUUCGCUCUAAGUGGUAUUCCAUGGAAAGAUUAUGUCUCCCAUAAGCUUCCUCUUUAUACUCUGUGUUGGUGAAACUACAUUCAGUGUGAGGAAAGUAAGUGGGAAAGGUGUUGCAAAAACCAUUGUUGGAUGAUUAACUUGUAUGUGCUGUUUGUAUGUAAAAUUUUGGUGUUUCUUGUCUCAAAUUUUUCGGUAAUCCACAACACCAAGCAAGUAGUUUGACUGAAAUCAAGACAUAGGAAGAACUUGUUUACUGCAACAUUCAUUCUCAAUAAAUUUAAGUCUGUGGCCUAAAAGGAACUUAUCAAGUAACAGAAAAAGCUGACCAGCAAAUUGGCCAGUCUGCAAAGGAUAAUUUGAAAGAAAAUAUUGCAGACAAAUCAGCAGCAAUGUAAAGAAGAGGAUAAAUUUUCAUGUACAGAAAGAAAACACAAAUAGUUAGCAGUGAUAUGAUCUGUAAUAACCCAUGUACAAUGCCAUUGUUCCAGAGUCCCUCUGGAUAAAGUGGAGUGUGUUACUUUUAGCACUAGUUGUUUGGUCCAAGGUUUUAAAAUGCUCUUUCUGAAUGAUUAAGGUAUGCUAUCAUACCUGCUUCCAUUCAUCACAUAACCAGAUGAUUCAAAUGUAACAAUCUCUUCACUUGUAAGCUCGAUCUCACCACAGUGAGGGAUUCGCUUGCCUUUCUUCACAUACUGUGCCAUCGCUUCACCCUCAACAGGUGGCAGAGCUCCACCAAAGCUUUUGAAAAAGGACAGAAAUUAAUAAACACAAAUGAACAGAAGAUUUGUCAUGGUGACUCAGAUGCCUCAUAUUCGUUUUGGGCUGUGUGCAGUUGCAGAAUGAAUGCGUAUCAAUGUAGUAAUGUUCUGUAGGGUUGAUGGAGGACCCUCUCAGGACUGCAAAAAUAGGCAGAUGGUAACAGAUGGUAAAGGAGGAUUUGGGGAUCUAGUGUCCAAACUUGGACACUAACGUUUAAGAGUCAAAUUUUGGACAUUAGUUUUAGAUUUUGGACACUAGUGUCCAAAUAUGGGAAGUAGCUUCUGGUUUUGGACACUAGUGACUGAUUUCAAACACUGGUGUCCCAUUUGAAACUCUAGUAUCUGAAGUUUCUUAAACUGGCCCAUUUUGAUAUGAGUACUCACCAGUGGGAACAAAUGCAAAUUGGCUGCCUACUAACAACGUUUUGAACAUUUGUCACUCUGGAGUCCACUAUUCUUGUUCACUGCAGAACAGCAAACUAGUUACUGAGUAAAGGGAGCAAGAUUUGAUAGAAACGGUGGUGCUGCAUUGGUGGAAGAGUAUAACAGGGUGAUUUAGUUUUAUCAACUGAGUUGAUAAUGUAAAUUAGACACCAUAAAGGGUUUAAAAGCUGAUUUUUUGAGCAUUAGUCCUUCUUCUGCGCACAACUUACGCUUUAAAACUCUUGAUGGUGGCCAAAUUUUUCAAUAUUAACUCAGUUGAUAAUACUUAAUUACCUAGUAACUGAAUAAACUGGUCCAGUCUCAAAUCACGUCAUAAUCUACCAAUAUCAUUGUUUUUUACAGGACAAGAUUCAAUAGUUCAUAAUAUCAGUUGCACUUUCUGUGAUUGUGAUGAUAUUUGUACUUACUCUGUAAUGUCUUGAUUGCCUGCAUCUUGCAUCAGUGAAAGAGGCCUAGUGACACCAUUGCCUCCCUCUUUAUUUUGUCUAUAAUGACAAGAAGACAAAUUAAUUGAAUGUCCCCUUAAACCCUUUACACCCCACCAUCAGUAUGUAUAUUCUCCAUAAUGUUCUCUAUACUAAAUAAGGUGCUGAGAAGGAGAAUUUGUUUCACAAUCUUUGGUUGGUGAUCAUUUUCUUUUUUCUUGUGACCUUGAUGUUUGAUACAGGGGCGACAUUGUAAGAUACAGUACAGCUCAGAGAUACUCAGACAAAAAGCACACAAAUGUGUGUAACUUUUCAAAAUGCUCUAAAAAACAUGUUCAAAAGAAGCUCAUUAGUAUGUAUGUACAACAGUCAAGAGGUCGAGCUCUGCAAUACCAACACGUGUAACUUAAGACUGUACAGUCAGUAGUGAAAGUACUGCAUUGAGUGACACAAAUGAUUUAACCCUCUCCACCCUAACCACAGUAUGAGUAUCCUCCAUAUUGUUCUCCAUACAUUUCCUCAGGUGCUGACAAUGAGACUUUGUUCAACAAUCAAGGGCUUCUUUAGUUGGUGAUCAUUUCUUUCAUUCUGGUGACCUUAAUGUCGGAUUCAGGAGUAAUAAUCUAAGGAGAAAUUAGAUGCUUGUCACUCUUAGGGGUCAAAUGGUUAAUUUUAGAAAGAGAAUCAUCACUGGUUCUUUUUACUUACUCUUUUUCAUCCUGUCUGCAGCUUGAGCCAUCUUAGUAAGCUCACCAUCAGGACUAUCAAAAUACAAAAAAUACUUCAUAUUAGAAAACCUAAAAAUUGAUAGACACUUAAUGCUCUCCUUGAAUUAAAACUCUCCUUUGUAAUAUAUAUUUUUUCUUUUCAAGUGUCCUAUGGGCUUAUUCCAAUAAAUCUGCCUAAAAAGAAAAGGUUUUCUUUUCUUUCAGAAUACAAAGAGAGUUGCGUCUAUUUAUUGCAGCAAUGAUUUACACAGAAAAUGUGAUGUAAACAAUAAUUCAAUAUACCAAUUUAUUUUAAUUGGGGACUCAAGGCUGUACUCUAGCGGCGCCCGGUCGCCUCAGGCGACUAACAUUUGGUCUCGAGCGACUGAAAAAGAAAAGCGGUCGCCCGUCCGGGCGCAUUGAUUUCGGCUUGUGUGAAAAUCCGAAACGAAACCAGCAAACGUAUAGAAACGGAACGGAACGAAACAAAAAGAAACUCCAUCGUGCUCCCCGGCUCCCGUUAGCCCGAAAAGCAAAAGCGCUGAAAGCACAGUGCAAUCAAUAGCCUGUGUGAUCUGUACAUUUAGGUUAAAUAUUAAGUUAGGUCACGGGUCUUGUUUCGCUUCGGUGGUUUCUCUUCCGGUUUAUUCAUAUAGUACAUGGCCCAGGUUUCUUGUCCAUUGAACGACGCGAUAAAGCGAGCAACUGAUUGUAACUAACAUUUUAUAAUUUUACUUGCUAAUUUGAUGACAUUUGCAGAACUAAAAAAUAUUCGGCAGGACAACAACAAGAAUUGUUCACGCUCAAACUUGUCGCGUGUGUUAUGUAAUAUUGUUUCACAUGAUUUAGCACGAAAAAUUAUUUUUUCCUUACCCGUGAGAAACUGUACGAUUUUUGCACAAGCAUGUGUUGAAGAUCUAAUUUUUCUAUUGAAGUGGCUGAUGCUUAUAUUUAAUUUUUGUGUUUCAACAGUUUCAAUAGUGGAGCGCGUGAUUAAUAAAACGAAACCGUCCUUUAUGCAAAUUUGUGUUUAUUUAAUUAGCUUCGUCCGUGGCAUGCAAGAUGUUUAUCAGGACCAUAUUUGGCGACUUGCUCGCAAUUGUAAUCAUUCGAUCAAAAUUUGACGAAAACGAAACUUUAAUAUAAGAACCCUUUUGUUUCGAAACCUAUUUUAGUGGUCUUCAAUAUGGCGUGACAAUGAGGAGGUCUGAAAGCAUAGUGGAAAGAUAAAAUUAGAAGAUCCUCGCAGCUAAGAACACUACUGAAACGAGUAGUUGUAAGUAGGACCUGAAAAAUGUUUGUAUUAUUUGUACCCAAUUCAUUUACCAGCUCCCAGUUGGCUUGUUAGCUCAAUUGGUAGAGCGCUGUACCGGCAUCGCAGAGGUCAUGGGUUCAAAUCCCGUACGGGCCUGAAAUUUUUUUCAGGUCCUACUUACAACUACUCGUUUCAGUAGUGUUCUUAGCUGCGAGGAUCUUCUAAUUUCAUGUAUGUGGUUAAUUUAUAACAGGAUUUCACGAUAUCACAAGUUCGCCAAAAUAGAGUACGUGACUGCUAAAUAUAGUAACUCGCUUCGCCGCCCGUGCCCGGUGAAGUGAAUAUUGAACAUGAAACUGUUUGGCAACUAUAAAAUGGAUUAUUAAUUAAUUAAUCAAUCAAUUAAUUAUUAAUUAAUCAAUUUGGGCGACCAACCUGGAAGGCUGGGCGACCUACUUGUCAUGGUUUGGCGCCCAAAGGGCGCCCUGAAAAUUUUCCUAAAGCACAGCCUUGGGACUACCUCUAGUGAGGAGUUUUUUAACUCAAAAAUUUUAACAACCAAAAAAAUUUUCAUCAAAUUUCUGGAAAAGUUUUGUUCAUUGGUUACUUGUUACAGUCAACAUACUUUGGUGGAGGUUCUCUUGGGGACAAACCCCAAACUUCUAUGGCCCCAGUAGCACUGAUCUCUUCAUCUUCCUUUCAACGUCUGCAAUGGUUGAAAAGCAACUUUUUUAAUAAGAAAAAAUAAAUAAUUACAUACAUGGUUUUCAAGGUAACUCUAUCAACUCUUGCAGCAAUUACUUAAGAUAUCUUCUCUGGUUGUUGACAAGCAAAUUGUUAGUAAUGCUUCUAGGGUUCAGUAAAUUGCUGGCCAUCACUUUCUGGCCAGUAAUUUAAGUUACAUAACAUUCUAAAUGUACAAAGAAUGGGGCCAUUGUAAUUUGGACAAGCCUAUUUGAAAUCAUAGUGGCCAAGCACUCACAAUAACAAAUUACAUGUAAAGCUUUGAAGUACAAGAGAGAUCGAUUAAUUGCCUUAAGAUGAUUCUUCAGUUUUGUACUGCACAUCCUGUACUGCACAUAAAAAUCACAUAAUUAGGGGAAUGAAUGCAAGUGCAUUUUGAGAACACAGUAUUGUUUUUCAAUCCAUGGACUGGGUAAAGAGGUAUGAUGGUCUCUGAUUCUUGAAAGAGCACUGUAAUCUAUUUGUUUUGCAUAAUUUUGGUGAGCAAUUUAUUCCCUUUAAAUUGGGGAAAUUAAAACUUCUUUGAAGGGGAAAAAAGGUAAAGCUGAAAGCAUGCACAAAGCCGUAACUCAAGGAUGCAAACUACAACCUUGAAAGGUACAACUCAAGGAAUAAUUUGAGUCGAUGUCCCUUAAAUUUCUGCAAUUUUCCCACAAAUCUUCUAUUAGUUGUUCCAUUUGCUCAAAUCUUUCUUUCUAUCAAGUUAUUUUAAAGUGUUACUUUAAAAACCCUUGCUUCCAGUUGCAGCAAAAUGUAUUGUGGACCAAUGAAAUAAUGAGAGUGAUUUUUGCCAGUACAGGCAUAAAUGGGGUAAGUUUGGCACAUUAUAUAUCCUAUACAAGCAUGGUGACCUAUCUUUUUUAAUGUAUUUUUUGAAACAGACAUUGUUAAAUUCACCUUAAAAGUGAAUCCACAGGGAACACGACCAACUACUAUGCAAUUGGUACUCAUGUACUCCACAGACUGAACGUUGGUUAGGCAUUUUUGUGAUGCACUGGUGUAUAAAGAUGUAAGAAAUUUUCUAAAGAUGUUAUUCAUCUAUUCACGAGCACAGGACAAAACUGAAUACCACACCAUGGAAUUCCAUACUCUGAUGCUCUAUCACUGAGCUACAGAAAAUUCUCCCAAAGGUAAACUGCAGUUCUCAUUAGCUCAGUAAAACAGAGGAAUAAGUGUUAUGGCUUAUGAUGAGUUGAAUCCCCGACCUCUGGAUUCAUUGCCAUGGGGAUACAGAGAAGUAUGGGAUUCUCUUUAACUCAGAGGAGCAUGGAAUCCAAAGGUCUGCCAUAAUAUUCCACAUCAAUAUUGGGACUCACUUUUCUUUACUUGUACCAUGCUUAUGACAUGAGAAAAAAUAUAUAUACUUACUUAAUUCAUUACAGUGCUUAAAAUUUAUUAUCUUCUUUGUAGUUUGUUUACUCAGUCAACUAAAUGAGGAAAUGAUUGUAUUCUCAUGAAAUAUGAGUAUAUUGAGAUAUGCAACCCAGCUAUCCAUGAAACUCUCUGGUGUUGGUUUCCUUUUUCUCCAAUGAUGCCUAUAGUUAAAGCAUAAUAGAUUUGAAUAAUGUACACCUUCCUAUGCGUCAGCCAACAGAUCUGACAGAUUAAAGAUUCAUUUCUGGUCAUGUCACAUCUUACUUCUACUAGUGUUUUUAAAGUUUUUAAUGCAUUAAAUUGUUUUAAUUGUCAAUAAAACUAAAUGUGUUGGUUGAUUAGAGUCAAAGAAGGAUAAGAUUUUGGCAAGAUUUUAAGCAAUGUGAAUCAAUCCGAAGCGAAUUUUCCUCACGAAAUUUUGGUGUGUCAGCAUUAUUCAAUCAGGGCAUUACAUUCUAAAAAUUAAUUAUCAUAUUCGGUUGAAUGUAAACUUCGCAAUUAGCUUUAGUUUAAAACGAGUAGCAUUCAAUCAGCUACAUAGCCCUUAUUUUAAAUUGAAUGAUAACGUCUUAUCGAUUCAGUUGAAGUAAAAUUAUUACUUACAUGUUUGAAUGAUAGCGCUCUCUGCUUUGGCUUCUCUCUCUACUUCGACUACGAUUUCUUGAUUUUGAGCGAGAUCCAGAACGUGUAUGGUAAAUGUUUUGGUGGACGUAUAGACUACGGUAUCGAUUUAAGACACAAGUCUCUCCAUAUCUUGACAUUAUUAUAAUUUAAAACUUGCAAAAUCCGCAAUGAUACGAGCACGAAGUGACCUAGAUAGCAAUAGGAAAAUGGUGACGAGCUUGUAAUUCCAGGGCCCACGCGGUCGACGUUUCGGCGUCAUGUAAUAACUCUCUCAAAACGUAUCUUUUUCGUUUCACAACACAUUUGGCUCAUUUUGAAGAAACGAUGAUUCAUAUUUUUCUUUGAAAAAUUUUAAGCGUACCAUUAUCGAAUUCAUUAGCUAAGUCCUUUUGCGUGAUACAAAUCUUUGUCGCAAUCUUAUGAGUCACUAUCCAUGUCACUUUACAUAGCCUAGGAGGCAAGACAACAUGGCGAUCCAUGUUAUGUAAGUGACCAAGAACGAACGAAGAACGUGAUUUGUCGCCUAUACGAUCUGAUUUGAGGUAGUGGAGUCUUUGUUAAAUCUAAUUCAAAACACUUCCGUCUUGAAUAUGUCUUAAUUCUUAUUCUUUACCAUGGAAGAUCUCUCUAAUCAUGUCAACUGCUUAGGAAAAUGUGGUUGUUCAUCAACACCAUCAACUUAUGCUCAGUCUCUCUCUGAAAUGGACUUUGAGAGAGGAAUCUGGUAACUCUGUUUACGUCCCCAUCCAGCGCAGCUUAGGGAAUUGUUGGACAAGGGAACAGACCCUAAUUCAAGGAAUGGCUCGGGAUAUACAGCGUGGGUAAAUCAUUUCCUUAAGCGCCGAUCAAUUCCAAGCUUCAAGAGCCCACUGCUCCCCCUUUCGGGACGACCCACGCCAUAAUAAUAAUAGAAAACGAUGUUGUUUUCGGUAGUUGGUUAUUGACAAAUCCCAACCCCACCUCUAUACAGGGGACACUUGUUCUGUUCCCGAGGGUGUCUCAUGAAUGGGGCUCUCACAGUAUUUCCUACUUACCUACCCCCAGCAACUGCACCUGCCCAAUCUAAUUGUGAGAUAGAAGUUUGCAAUUGAUUCUCACAGGUGAGCUACAGUGAAAAAAAUAGCAGAGAAAAGGCUGGACAAAUUGUAACUUGUCUGCCUUAUGCUACUUGGCUGUUUCUACCAACUCAGUUAUGAAGCUCAAUGUCAGAAGCAGAGCAGAGAGUGGUCUUCAUUUCCACGUGGGAAAGUUUGAGAAACAUGGGUCACUUGUGCAGUUUACAACUUACCAGUUGUUUUGAUUGUCUUUUGUAAAGGAAAUCAUAACAGUAUUUUUUUUACUCAAACCAAAGUCAUUGGACCUUGAAAACAAAUAGGAGUUUGGCAAAGAAUUAUCAAUGUGAUGUAUGGGUUAUCUACCUGUAUCUUUUUUCCUUCACAGCAUUAUGCUAGCUGCAGUGGCCAUGAAGAGGUGUGUCAGUUGCUCCUGAAACAAGGAGGAGAUGUGAAUGCCCAGACAAGGUCAGGCAAAGUAUCAUCGCCACACAGGGCAGCAUACUCUGGUCACAUGUCAGUGAUAAACCUACUUAUCAAAUAUGGUGCUGAUCCAAGACUUUGUGAUAGUGAUGGACAAAUCCCUUUUCACAAGGUAAUAAUGAAACUUUUGUGGUUUGAAAUGAAUGUAGGUCAAAGUGGUUCGAUAUAGUGUUCCCUUUGUUUCAGAAAAAUUAUUGUCAGUGAUUCUUGAACAAAGGAAAACUACAAAACAAUGGACCUAGAUCUAAAUAAUUUAAAAAUGAGUCUCAAUACUGUAAACAUCUACAUAUAAGCCGCACUUUUUUUAACAAAAUUGAAGCCAAAAAUCAAGGGUGCGGCUUAUCCGUGGAUACAUCUGUGUUUGGAGUUCUCAAAAACCUAAUUAAUAUUCAUAAAACUCCUAAAGGAGCCAUUUGUGUCUUCAAGUGUUUAUCAGCGAAUCUUGCUCUCCAAGAGUUCUUUCAAGUGAUUAAUUUUUGCUUUACUCAAACAACUUUCAUGGCAAAUUUGUCGACUGCAUUAUCAGGCUCUUGUUCUGCAUAAAGUUUUUCACCUAUUGCGGGUUUCCAAACAUCUUUACACACUACCAGACUACUCCCAACAUUUAAAGCUUGGUUACUGAGCACUUGUUUUUUUUUCUUUUCUGUUUCACUUUCUUUAGACUUGAUAAAUGUGAAAGAUAGCCACAACUUCUAUGUCAGUGUUUUGAAACCUUGAUUGUUUGUAGCAAUACAACUCUACUGAAACUUCAAACUUUAUUGUUUUUAUUUUUUUCCAAAUUCUGCGCUUCCAAAUUCUGCGCUUCCAAAUCGGGAGAGCGGCUUAUCUUCGGAUGCGGCUUAUACAUGGAUGUUUACGGUAUAUCCAUGCAAAGUAGGCAUGUAUGUUUUGCUCAAUGGUGAUAGAACAAUUAUUAUAUUAUAUAUAAGAAAUCUUGUUAACCUUUUCACUCCCAAGAUCUUGUUAGUGAUCAUUCUCCUCACUCUCUGUCAUAAAAUACUUAUUAUGUUAGUUUGGAGAAGUUGGUAUUGGAUCAACUAAUGAUCCCCUAUAUAAUGGUUUUCUUUACUGUCAUCACUUUUCUGAUUGAUAUUGUAUUGAUAUGGAGAAAUUCUGUCUUGGAGUUAAAGGAUUAACAAUAUUUUUCCAGGAUGUUGAGAAUAGUUUUUUUCUCUUUUUCAGCAAGGAUACUCUGUUAAUUACCAGAAAAAAACAGUUUUUUAUAUUGCUUUGUCUUUUCAUUACCAUCAUGAAGAUAUUACACAUUCCCCCCCAGAGGAGACUAGCUGGUUCUAGUUGCAAGUGUGGGGUCAAUGUCAGUAUCUGAGCAACUAGGCACCUACCCCUCCCCUAACCAAACAAAAGUCAACUGACAUCAAGUUACGUUUAGUGUUGCUGUAAUUGAUCUCAAGUGUGCUGGGCGGUCAAAGAGGAUGUGAUGUAAUCCUCAGCUAAAGAGAGCAAGUCAAUCUCUAAAAUUUCUUGAGUACUAGUACUGAAAAAAAAAUUGUAAAAAUUGUAAGCAAAGAAAAUCCAGACUCUCAUCAGGUUGUAGAGCAGUGGACUGCCCUGAAGAAGGUCAUGGGUUUGAGCCCUAGACUGGACCAACACUCAGGGUCUUAAAACAACUGAGGAGUAUGUGCUGCCUUUGCUCUGACAACUACAAAUGAUUAGACAUUGUAUUCUUCUUGGACGAUAAAGUACAUCUUCUAUCAAAUAGUUAGCAGGGGAUGUAAAAGAACCCAUGCAUUUCACACAAAGAAUAGGGAACAUAGCUCCCAGUGAUGUGGUCUGACCUUGUGUCUAAAUAUUCCUAAAUUGGGGGCACCUGCAAAAAUUUCCCUCCAAUGUAAAAUAUUCAAUGCAGUCGGGCCAUAGUCCCCUGCAAAGUGUUGUAAAGCCCAUUAGAGCACCUAUCAUUAUGGAGAAUGCACCAUAAAAAAGUUAAUGCAUUAUUUUCAUCAGCAUCAUCUCUAUCAGGACUCAGUCCAAUAAUGCAGCCUCUCUAUUAUUAAAGGCAUACUCAACAUCUUCUUACUCUACCUCCUCAAACAGCAAAGGACUCACACUCUCAGAUGCUUUGUUGGGACAUGCACUCCCUCUUAAUGUUGGUUUUAAGAUAGCAUAGAGGCAUUGGCAACUAACAACAUUUGAAAGGGGAGCAGGGAGAGAGAACAUCUUGAACGUUUUCAAGGAGAAGUGUCCCAACUUACUCUGUCAGGGAGUGUGGGUUGUACUUUGGAGUCAACUUUAUAAUACCUCAACUUGCCUUGCUCUCCAUACAUGGUCUAUUAAAGAUUUGUGAUAAGUAGGACUCCACUUUGUACCCAAUUAAACAAAAUAGCUGGUUAGGGAAUCAAACUCUCAAUGUAGGAGCUUACAGUACUAAAAUUAAUUAUUUCUUUUGCCUAAAUUGCAGGCUGCUGAAAAGUUGCACAAAGAAGUUGUAAGAUUGUUUGUUGAGUUGGAUUUCAGUCUUGUAAACGUGAAAGAUAAAAAUGGAAGAUUACUUUCUGACCUGGUAUCCUUGAAAGAACUUGCCUUGUUAAAAAUGUUUUAGCUACAAGAAACAGUUAUACACAGUCUAGCACUCAACUUGUUCUUAUCUAGGUGUAGUCCAUUCUUAAGAUAUGGAACUGCUUUUUCAUGUUGGUUUUCAUCAAGUUUCUUUCCAUUUUUUUAGGAUAAUAGACUACAGGUAGUUCCUGCUUUUCAGCAAAGUCAGUUGUGCAAGUGAAAAACAAUGGACAUCACCUAAAGGAGGGAUUGACCAUUGUUUCUCAUGAUGAGUGUAACCAUGCAUUGUAUGCACUUUUGACAGAGGUUUUGUAAAAAAUGUUUUUAAGGGCUUUAUACCAGUAUUUGCUCUCAUGAUACCUUGAACACCAGAAAGCCGGGAUGUGGUUACCUUGGACAAGAAGAGCACUUAAACAUAAAUUUGUGCCAAUGAGGGUGUGAGCCUGUCAUGAAUAGAGAAAAUGUUGAGCAGUUUUAUAGAAUUAAAUUUUUAAUAACACAAAAUAUUUGAAAACAUUUUAAUUGCAAAGGAAUCAUGAGAGAUAGAAAUCAUGUUAAGCUGGAUAUUGGUACUAGAUAAAGCAUGUGAUCCUUCAUAGAGUACAAUCAGGGUUUAAAAACCUUGUAACCAAAAAUCAAUCUGAAGUUAAUGACCUGAGAAUUUUAUUAAUAUUAAUCUUUGUAUGGCCCAAUUCAGACAUCUUUCAUAGACAAAGAUUGGUUAAGAAUAAAUAUAUCUUGUUGGGAAAAAGCUCUGAACAAACUCUUCUCUUCAUCAUGUACUCAUUUCAUUUUUAUGUCUAACGACAGAACUUUAUAAUUUUUGCCUAUGUUGGCAGAAUUCUAAUGACAUUGCUGGAGAGAUUAGUGCCAUAAAAUUAUAUUCAGAGGGCCUUCUUGUAAAGUAAUAUGUUGAAAACUGAUGAAGAUGUAUCACUGCAAAGUCUAAAAAUUUUACAGAUGUAUGUUUAGUUACCCUUUGAUGUCUUAAUCCUUUGCACCUUCACAUCAAGACGUAGUUUCUCCAUACUGCUCCUUGUAUAUUUUUUAAGGCAUUGGGAAGGAGAAGUUGUAUUUCAAUCGUGAGCUUCUUUAGUUUUGAUAAUUCCUUCAUGAUUGAUUCAGUUGUGUUGCUACAAGGAGAAAUCAGAUCUUCGUCACUCUGAGGAGUUGUAGGGUUAAGGAACCCUCACAGCAUUGUUAAAUCAACAAAAGUGGACUUUGAAGUUCAAAGUUGUUAGCAUAAAUGAGAAUGAAUUAUUUAGUUUGAGAGAAAACUGUCACAGCUAUCUGCUUUCAAAUUAGAACUUUGUGUGCGCUGCUUAAAUAUCCUGCAGAGCAGGCUUAGUUUUGCCGGGGCAGUGGUCAGUAUUUUCUUAUAAUUAGUGAAAAUUAUAAUGCAAGCUGCCAUUUUUAAAAUUUUAUAGCAGUAGAAGUCUAGGAAGAGAGAAAAUCUUUUACUAAGGGGGUGAUCGAUGGUCAAAAGGAAGGAGAGGGAAGGGGGUGGGGCAAUCUCCUGCCUUCUACUCUUACUCUAAACCAAACAAAUUGGCCGGUUACAUAGAUCUUGCCCUGCAUGGAAGCUUGCACCGCAGGUUAUUGCCACAAUGGAUCGUUUAAACUUUAUGGACUAUAAUCUGUAUAAUCCAGUUGAGACUCCCGCAAACUCAAGAAUUUCCUGAAUAAGAACAUGGUUCUUGUUUGAAGAUAAUGUUAGCAACCGUAGAACUUCCUACGAUCCAAAGUGGUGGCUAACAGAAAAUUCAAACAUUCUUUUUGCUUAUAUUUGCUUCUACUUUUGAUAUAUUUUAGAUCUUGUUUCCCAUUUUUUCUAGCGAUUCUUCGUGAUACAAGACAUUUUCAUCAGUUUCAUGGACAUUUGCUUUACCAGUGGAGGCUUGUUUGCUGAACUCAAUAGCGAGGAACUCCCUUCCCCUUCCCCCCUGUUGUUUAAGCGUCCGAAGAAUGUCGCGACUUUAGGGUCUUGUUUUCUUCUCGUCCGGGUAGAAGUCUUUCUUAACCCUUUGACCCUUAAGACUGACCGGCAUCUACUUUCUCCUGAAAAUAAAGUCAAACAUUAAGGUCACGAGAAUAAAGGAAACGAACACCAACUAAAGAAGCUAUUGAUUGUUAAAAAAUUAUCCUUGUUAGAUCCUCGGAAAAUGUUUAGAGAACAGCAUAGACAGAAGAAUAUGCCAUAGCAAUGUUGGGGUGUAAAAGGUUAAUAAUUGAUUGGCAAAAUUUAAGGUAGUCCUAACUCGAGGAACAAUAUUAUUUCGCUUCUGUUGACAAAACAUCCUUUUUCACUGCGAGGAAGAGGUUCCUGUUACAGUGGUUGGGGCCUUGGUGAUCUUUUUCUGUGAUUACUUUUAUCUCCACAACGCUGUUUAUACCACUUGCGUGGAUAUUUUACCCAUUUUACUGACCUCGUGCCAGUUGGUUCGAUGGCUUUCGAUUGUCUGGUACCUUUUAUUGGUCAAAAUAAUGUGAAAGGGUGCAUUGCCCCAUUAGUAGUCAAAGUAAAGAAACCAAUCAGACUAUUUCUCUCAGAAGGACACAAAAAAUGCAGCUGAGAAUGAAAAGAAGAAACAUGGUCAACACUGGACUUAAGUGCUAAACUAACAGUCUGCGUAUUGGUUAGGGUCACUGGUGAUAUUUCUUUAUCUCUUCAACGUUUAUUCCUCAAACUUCAAGCUAUUUUACCAAUUUUACCGAGCCUCUUGCUUCGAUGGAGUUUGGCUAACUGAUCCAUUUUAAUGAGAAAAAGAAAACGAAAAAACCUGAAAGGGCCAUUGCAACGAUUAGCAGUCAAAGAAGAGCAACCGAGAAGACUUUUCUUCUAAAAAUACACACUUCCAUGAAAAUGUACAGCUGAGGAUGGAAAAAAAGAUAGGAUGUUGUGGCCACCGCUGGAGUUAUGUGCUAAAAGGAGAUCCGAAUUUCGGAAAAUAGGUUUACAAAACGUGUUUCGACAUUAUACAUGUUGUCUUCAAAUGCUCGCAUGACAAUUUAAAUUUAACUUUGCAUAUGACGACAACGGCGGCAGUUCCUCUUUUACGUGAUACAAUGUUAUUGGGCAAGUAAAUAUGAAUAGGUACAAAUUUAUAACUGAGCAAAUAAAAAAAAAAUAUUAAAAUAUUAUUUUCAUGAUUUGACGUAAAUGGAUGAAAAGAAUCUGAUAAAAUUUUAGGCCCCUGCCUUAAGGUAUAUUGCAAACUUGUAGAAGAUUGUGUUACUAUCGAAUCAAUUUACAAAACCCUACGUUAUGCGUGACCCUGAAGGCAGCCGCGGAUAUCAGUCCAAAUGUGUCGACGAGCAAAGCGUGUCUUGAUUCUUGAUAAUCAUUGAUUUUUGCCAGACUUAUUAAUUUUCCCCCCUUCUAACAGCCAUGUCUGUUGUCGAAUACUGUAAGCUAAAGCAUCAGUGUACCAAGGAAAUUAAUUGGGAAUUUGAAAGUGAGUUGUUGAUACUUACUUACAAAGAUCUUACCAGUUGUAAUUCAGAAGACGAGAUCACAGACGUUAAUUCGUUUCUCACCAAACUGGAAGAGAGGAGUCUUCUUGGAAUUGAUCGUUUUCAUAUAUUGAAGGAUCUCCUAAAAGGGAUGAGAAAAUGGGAUCUUCUUCGAAUGGUGGACGAAUUUGAAAUUAAGAGAAAGGACUACAAACAGUUUCUGGAGAAGAUAAGUUGUGCACUCGACGAGUCCAAUGAACUGCAACGACUUAUUUUAAUCUGCAAAAGACAAAAUCUGAUAGCUCAUGACAGAGAGGAACACAUUGGAAAUGUCAAUGCAUUGUUCACAGAAUUAGAAAAACAGAAUAAUCUGGGGAUAGGAAACCUUAAUAUCCUGAGAAAUCUAGCAACUGAAGUGGAGAAACCAGAGUUGUGCCGACUUGUGGAUGACUUCAAUGAGAAAAGAAAACAAGAAGACGAUGCCGAGAGGAAAAGGAAAGAGUGGGAGGACUACAAACUAAGAGCACGAGGUAAGCGAUAGUUUCUAACUGAAUUCCUUCUUUUCGAAACAGUUCCUCGACCAAACGUUUAAUCCUUAUAAUCGAACUUAGUCAAUUGAAUUUUGGGAUACUUAGUGUUAUGUUAAUUGCCAGACCUCAGUUUAAUAUCAGUUCAACCGAUUGUCGGAGAAUGUAAUGAGAACUGUAAAAUUAGAAACUAAGCUGACGAAGAUAACUUGCAGGAAUAUAUCGUCAAUCCGAGUAAGUAGCCACAUUGACUUGCCUAGAAGGAUGAAAACCAAGUUUAGACGACCAGCCAAAAUGUAAUGGCUACGUUGCCAGUUGCGAGGCGAGAUAUUCCAGAUAUUUCACAAAGGUUUUUGCUUAAUUAUAGGCUCAUAGCGUGCGUAGACGUGCGAACCUUUUUUAUCAAUUUAUCUUUGAUUUUACUGAUGGUACAAUUAGGUAGCACCCUCUUGAAGGAAUCGAUAGAGUGCUGGGAAGAAAUGUUUAGACAAUAUGGCGGGCGAAUAAACAUUAAUUUCGUUCCCAGGACCUCGUUUGUGUUCUCUUAAAGAACGGCGAGAAGCUGGUAUAUGACCGCUGUAUUUGCUGUAGUGGUUGAGUCGGAAAAAGCUUUUUAGUUGCUUCUAUUCCUUGAAGCAGGUGCAAGGAGUGAGGUUUUACCUCACUGCUGAUCAGUUCAUCCUUUACCAUGACAUUAAAAUGAGCUUAGAUAUUCUCCAUUCUGUUAUAAUACAUUUGCUGUGGCACUGAUUAGGGGAAUUUAGUUAACAAUCAAGGGCUUACCAAGUUUGCGAUUAUUUCCUUAAUUCAUGGGCCAGAUGUUUUAUUCCGCAGCGAUACUGCAGUGAUCAUCAGGGGUUAACUAGUUAAUUCACCAGUGAUUAGAUGACCCUGCUGAUCGUAAAUCUAAGCCAGAUACAUGAAAAGUCUGUAAUGAGAAGUAUUUCAUAGAUCAAUGUUCACGAUUUCUCUCCCUGAUUAAUUAUUGAUUAAAUAAUGAUUUAUUAAACGUUCCAGCUCAGGCCGCUUCUGUUCUUGUUGGUGGAAUAAACAUUGGAGAAAGAUUAAUUGGAGGUAAAAGAGUUUGUUAAUUUAUUUUCCUGAGUGACAAAGCCAAAUUGUAUGGAACCUGAAACCUUAGACAGUAAAAACCGUAACGUAAAGAGUCAUUGUGUGGCUAUUGCAUACUUAAGACCAACAUUGUCACCCUAACCAGAAAGUUAGAUGUAAAGAUGGGAACCAACAUAUAAAUUUGCUCAAUUUCUACAAAAUAAACAUGGAAAUUGCUGGGUCUAGACUUGUCAACUAUUUGUUAAAGUGCUGUCCUAGGAAAACUCUGGUUAGUUUUCACUUUAUUUUGUAAUAGUUGUCACCAAUGUUGCGUUUCGCAGCAAGGCUAUGUAGGCAAUUUUUAACCAAUAGAAUAAUAAAAGAGGAAAAGUUGAGUUAAGUACAUGUAAACCCUUCGAAAUAAAUUCGAGUUUUUGUUACUCUCACACAAAACGAGUUAAGUAUGAAAAUGUUACUUAAUACGUUUUACAACCCUUCAACUUACAAUUAUUGUGAGCUUUCACAGAGCAAAACUGUCAAUUUAUGUUUAGAUAUCUCUGGAUUUGUCGUAGUUCUUAGUUUUGGAGAUUCGGAGGUAGUAAUUAGGUCUUUAGACCUAAUUUUGAGCCAUGCACUGCUGGGUAUUUAUUUUAGUGCGUAAACAUUCGAUUACUGUUUUUACAUGUAAGAAAUUCUUGGAUGGAUAAGGAACAAUCGUACAAAAUUUCAUUUCUCAGACAGAACUGUCUGCAAUUGCGUAUUGAAAGUAUGUCAAAAAUUGCGUCGAUCUUAUAAAAAUCCCAUCAAAAUUUGCGCAGAAAAUGAAAUUCUAGUGAACAGUGUCGCGACACGCAGUUUGCAACUGAAUUUAUACUAGAAUUAUCUCAUUGCUUUCAACACCCCUUUAUUGCUACCAACAACCGAAGUUUUACGGACAAAUGUAAAAUAAUGACAAGAUCCAGUGUUAUCCUGUGGAUUUACGAUUAGCAAUUUGAGGUUCCCUCUCGUAACUACGAUUUGUUGUACAUUCGCAAAACUAACGCCUUCAAACUUCCUGCGAAAAUUUUUCACAUUUACUGGUCAAGUUAAAACAGAAAAGCUAAUUUGUAAUAGUAUAGUUUACGUACAGUGUUCUAAGCUGGAAGCAAGAAUACUUUUAGUGACAUUUGCAGUUGCCUGCUGGUUUAUCCAGGUUUAUCGUAAACAAAUUCUACUCUGCUACUAGCGACUGAUUCCAAUAUUUCUGCUAAUGAGUAAAAAUAGACGGCAUUUACCUUUUCAGUGUCGAAAGCAAAUAUUUCAUGGGUCUCUGAAGUUCAUGCCUGAGGCGCGUUGACUCUACUAAAUUUUGGAAGUUACCCGUGCAAUGGAUUUGGUAGCUGAGAACCUUAGAUGCUCAAAUGCACCCAAUUGUAAUGCGCGACAAGCCCUAACCUACAAAAUGUUUACUUCAAUGACUCUAAACUCUGUUAAUCACCGACCCCUCCUUUCCCAUGAUAAUUUGAGGCCAUGUCCAGCUUUGUCUGCUGGCUGGGUAAUACACAAGCCACAGUUAGUGGCAUUUCCCAUGCUAGAUUAUCCCAAACUGUAUCAUAUUUAAGUUUUAGUAUCCCUUGUCAACCAACGGCUACACUGGAUUUCUGAUUUUGCUAACCUUAAAAAGAAAUGUCACGAAGGAAAACCAUUUUCCCUUUGUAGUUACGUAUGAGUUUUCAAUGGAGAAUCGUGAUUGGCCCUUAUACCUUGAACAUCAAAACACCACCACCUUUAAUGUCAUGGGCGCUUUGUUUAAUUUUUUGGCGUAUCCAUAAAUAUUUACCCGUGAAAUUUACCUCGGAGAAUUACUGGUAACACUCACUAAGUGCAGUUUCACAUUGUAAAAGGGUCACUUAUCACGAUAAAAAAAAGCCCCGUGUAACCGUACCCUAAGAGAGCUAGGGUGCUUACCAUUUACCAAAAAAAUCUGGAAAUUUCGGUCGAAAAUCAAAUGGAACAGUAAGGGUGCUUACCAUUUGUCAGAAUAAACCAGUUGGGACGACUGUUGAAUAAUGGUAAGGGUUUUUCCAAAAUCAGCAAACCAACCGAACGAGAUAGCGCUUACCAUUUGCAGUUCGAUUUCCCGCAAUUGUUUUCGGCUGAUAAGAGAAUGGAAACUGGAAAGUUUAGCAAAUGGUAAGGAAAUUUCCGCCGUUCCGUUCCGAACAGAAAAAGAGGACUACCUCUGGGGGAAGUAUACAAUUUCCGAACGGAUUUUUCAAAAAAAAAAAUCCGUUCCAUUUGACCUUGGACCGAAAUUUCCGGAUUUUUUUUGGCUAAAUGGUUAGCACCCUAAUUUUCCGGAAAAUCCAUUCGGAAAUUGUAGAGUACCUCCAGAGAUAGUCCUCUUUUUCCGGUCCGAACGGAACAGCGGAAAUGUCCGUACCAUUUGCUGGUCUCCAGUUUCUAGUCUCUCAUCAGCUGAGAACAAUUCCAAAUGGUAAGCGCCAUCUCGUUCGGCUGGUUUACUGAUUUUGGAAAAACUGUUACCAUUAUUCACCAAUCAUCCCAACUGGUUUAUUUUGACAAAUGGUAAGCACCCCUAAUUUCCUCGAAAUUAGAAGUCCAAAGAUGUUUCUCCCGUAAGCGUUUUGUCUUCGGAAGCUUGGGAUUCUACAGAAUCUUUACUCGGCAUUUAUUACUAUAACAUGACAAAUUGUAUUACACUCACUGUAAAGCUAAUCAUACCACAUCAACAUUUAUUUGACUGAAAUCCCACACAAGUAAGCAUUACAGACCUGUUUUUUUUUCUGUGACCGAAAAAGAACAUUUUAUAUUUAUAGUCUAUCUACUUCUCUUUAUACUUAAGCUUCCUUAUCGUCUCUCUCUCAAUAACAUAAAUUUCGAAAAUAGCAAUUCACUCAAAUCUAGUCUUUGAUAGGCUCUCAGUUGCUGGAAAUAAACAAAGAAGUAAGAAAGCGAAUUACGUGAGGAGUCUGUGAAGGAGUGCUCUCCUUAGCCAACUCUCCACUACCGUUUGUUUCUUUGCCUCGCCCCGCUAUUUCGGUAGACUCCACAAGCGGCUAAAAAAUACCCUAUGAUUUCCACACUUUUUACAGUUGUCACACCUCUCUGUACUUUCCGCAAUGUUACUGGUGGUGCUGUGGUCGUCACUACAUGGAUGGUCCUUCGCAGGAGUCCUAGUAUGGAAGCAUUUGUCAAUGCUUUCAAAGAAGCUGUUCUUCCAUUUGGAAAUUGCUUACGUGCAAUUAGUGAAGGAUCAAUCCGAUUUACGCUUCAAGCAGAAAAUAUUUCCGCUCUUGACGCACUAUGGCAAAGUUAUCAAGACGCAACGCUACAAAAAAAUUUACAAGAGUUCCUUGUUACUGAGGAAAUAAAGCAGCUGGCAGGUGGUGAAGUGACAUUGACUGUGUAUAUCGACGAAGAUGAAUACAGAAAUGCUAUCUUCGAUUUGAUGAUAUCAGGAAAAGAAGGUAACUACACCUGAAAUAGUCCCGCCAUUAUGCAUGACUCCUUGUGCAAGGUGAAUUAAAAACGUCUCUUGUUGUAUCUUAUAACGGUAAGAAUCACGGCAUUUAGAAGAUGUGAUGUAAUUUUCUUUAAACGUUGUUGCGUUACGAUUCAUCUAAUAUUUUUUCCUCGUAUGCGAUUUAUUGGAACACGCCACGAGACUAAAUAUACACCAGCUCAUAUAUAACCCUCCAGCUUUAUUCUCUAGCUGAUGUUUCAGGCCUGAUUUAAACUUACCUUUCAUGAGAUAACAGCCGUAUACGAUUAAAAUAUCAUUCAAUUUUGGCGCGAAUGAAGAGACUAAUUUACGUGUUAACAAAGGCCAAAUAGACAGUUAACCCAGGUGAGUUUUCAGAAAAAUUAUAUGCAUUUAGUUUUUUCGUUUCUUCUCCAAGACAUCAUGCACUAUGCGUUAUCACCGUUGUGUAGAGGUUGAUUAUCUCUACAUGAGCUUGAAUUCGGAGGAGAAAGGAUCUCAAUAUCUUCAAAUUAUUUGAUAGGCGCUCUUUGUUCGCAAACGUACUUCCUUAUGGCUAACAUAAAUUGUUUAAGUCCAGAUAAUUGAGUUUGCGGAAAGAUCCACUAUGCAGAACUUGAAAUUGUAGACUUGGCAUAUUUCGUCUUUCUCGGCCUGAUCUGUCGCGCGGGUCUAAAGAAUACCUUUGAAUCGCAACAUGAUUUUUGUGUAUGUUUGGUCGACUGACAGAGUGAGCUGGGAAAGAGUAGUUGCUCAUAAUCGAUAAAAAUGUCCAACGGGUUGUUCUUCCUCUUCACGUAGCAACAGGUUCUCGAACUGAUUAUCCGAAUGACAUACGCAACUCCUCCGUUAAAACAGCCCAGUGAUAUGAAAAGCGUUCACUUGAAACGGGUCGAUAUUAUUGUUUCUAAAACUCAUUCUAAAAGCAACUUUGAGUAGUGCUCAUAAAUGUAAUUUCCAGACAACUUAAGAGCGAAUGUGGCUAAAAAUCGAACAUUUUCAAAAUAUGGCGGCAACAACCUAAAAAUCAAUUCGGCUAAUAUUCUCAAGUUAAGUAGGCCUUAAAGAGAAACAAACCGCGGUAUACUUCAAACCCAUGUGCGAUUGGAUGAUUUUUAUGCGUUCAGGUUUUUUCAAUUUGUGACGUGACGCGACGCUCCGAGAUUCGCCUUAAAUUUUUAGCUUCUACAGUGGCACUUUAGCGGAAUUCAGUUAUUAUCGAUUUUCUUGAAAAUAAAACGAUAUUCAGAAAAACGAAGUAUUCUGUGACUUAUUUCCCUUUGAGACCUACUAAACUUUGAGAUAUAAGCGAAAUUGAUUUUUCAGCUGUUGCCGCUAAAUGUUUGACCAUUGGUAACAUUCGCUCUUAAGUUUCACCUACCUUGUGGGUUAUUUCUCACUAGCAUAUGAUUUAUUUCCGAAAGCUUGAUGAUCAUCCAACGCUUCUUCAGCAUUCUAUUUGAUUUUUACUGUAAAUUUUAGAGAUUAAACUUGAAGAAAAAAGCGGAUUAAAAGAUCGAGCAAGUUCUGAUUCAGACCUUCUGAAAAAACGAAACAUGACCACAUCGAAUACCAAAGAUCCUUUUCCAGAGAGGAAGUUUUUUCCUCUUGAGAGAAAAGUGCGUGUAGAAGAAAAUCUUUGGGAGAUCUUCAGUGAAAUCACACCAUCGAGUGAUAGCGGAGCUGGGACCUGGAGUAGAGCCACUUCUGAAUAUGGAUUUGACGAGGGUAAAAGUGAUAGUUAGUGUACACCGAAUGAUAAUUCUUAAUAGAAUCGGUAUGAGUUUCUGAGUCUUGUUGAGUUCUUACCAUUGAAGGUCUUUCCCACUCGGCUUCGCGAGUCAAUUGUGAUGUAACCAUAAAUGUUGAUGUCAGAUAGUCCGGUCUUAGAAACCUUGCUUUCGUGUUAAUAGUCUUGUUGGGUGUAAGAACUGUCUCGAAAAAAUGUGUGGUCGAGCCUUUUUUACGAUUCUAUGUUUGUGUGUGAAGCCAUCGAGUCAAAGUCAAUAUUUAUUCCUAAGACGAUUCUUCUUUUCUUUCAGGCCCUUGGUUAGUUGAGGAUAUGCUCAUCGAGGAGAUGCCAGAGGACAGUAAUUUGACAGAAAAUUUGAAACGUAAGUAAAGUUUUGUGAAAUAGUCGUCUAAUAGGAGCGCCAACAUGUAAAUACAUUUGUUUGGUGGCCUGUUGCAUGUUCCAGGCCAGCAAUGUUCACGGUAAUUGAACAUUAAUUUCGAAUCCAUCCAAGAUUAAGGCUAUCUAAUUUACUAAGAUGUGGGUGCUUCCGGUUAGGAAAUACCAUUUGCAACCUGAUGGCAACCGGCCGAGAGAUACAUUCUCUUUGUAAUCACUAUCAUUGAUUAUAUCUGCAUGAGCUAGAAUUCCUUUGUUCUUUUCCGAGGGGAAUUGUUCUCAGUAGCAGGAAUCGAAAUUGUGUACUUGGUAUGCCUGGGUUUAAAAAAUACCUGUGAAUCACAAAAUCACUUUUUGUGUUUGUUUGGUCGACUGACAGAUUGAGCUGGGAAAGAGUAGUUGCUCAUAGUGAAUAAAAAUGUCCAACGGAUUGUUUUUUUCUCUUUAUGUAGCAACAGCUUCUUGAAUUAAGUAUCCGAAUGGCAUCCGCAACUCGUCCGCGAAACAACCCUGUGAUAUAGAAAGAGUUGAAACUUGUCGAUAUCACUGUUUCUAAAACUCAUUUGAAAACCAACUUUGAGUAGUGCUCAAAAAUGUAAUUUCCAGGUAAAUCAAGUUUCACUUACCUUGUGGGUUAUUUCUUAUUAGCAUAUGAUCUAUUUUCGAGAGCUUGAUGAUUAUCCAAGUAAAAUACAAUGCUCAAUGUCUCAAUGCUCUUUUGCAAAUGAUGUAGAACGCACCGCUUCAUUCAGCCCUAUAUUACAUUUUUGACUUCAAAUCUCAGUGACCACAAUGACUUCAAAAGAUCCUUUUCGAGAGGGAAUGUUUUUACCAUUUGGGACAAAAGUGAGUGUAGAAGAAAGUCUCUGGGAGGCCUUUAGUGAUAUCACACCACCGAGUGAUAGCGGAUCUGGGGCCUGGAGUGGAGCCACUUCUGAAUAUGAAUUUGGCGAAGGUAAAAGUGAUAGUUAGUCUCCACCGAAUGAUAAUUCUUAAUAGAAUAGGUAUGAGUUGCCGAGUGUCGUCGAGUUCUUACUAUUGAAUGUCAUUCCCACUCGGCUUAGCAAGUCAAUUGUGAUGUAACCAUAAAUGUUAAUGGCAGAUACCCCAGUCGUAGAAACCUUGCUUUCGUGUCAAUAGUCUUGUUGGUUACUUGGGGAAAUGCUAGAAUCGUUAAAUAACUGGCCUUGUAAUUUCAUAGUGGUUGGGUGUAAAGACUUUCUAGCAAAACUGUGGCCCAGUUAUGAAAGUACAUCCUCCAACAAUCACUCGAACACGAAGGACAAAGUCAAAAGAGACGCAUGUGACAACAAGUGUCACAGUAUCGUAACCUAUGAUGUCACUUCUUCCCUACUAACGCCAAACCAAAUUUGAAGGAAAGCAAGGCUCUUAGCAUCCUCUGGAUCCAGAGUGAAAGCUUAUCAUGGCCAGCAACGUAUUAGGGUAACACUGCCUCUUCCACAUGGGCAAUAUUCUUCCAUUAAUUCAGCCUGGGCUUAGAGACCCUGAGUUCCUCAGUGAACUAUGGUAUACCUAGGUGAUGCCUCUCCCUCGGAAUCACAAAAUAGCCGGGGUCUUGUCUUUAUAAACGUGACAAAUAAAUACUUUUGCAUCAAUUAAGCCAGGUGCAUGAAUUGAGGAAUGUGUUUAAGAACAAAAAUAAUAGAGAAAUGGUUUUUUCGUUUUGUCACACGUGUGGGACAAAGAAUCAAGUGUACUACACUAUGAGGAAUCGAGUCUCAGAUAUUUGCAUUCCGAGGCUCAGAUCCACCACUGAGACUCUGCUGUGCGUAUGGCCAUGAAGUGGUUGGAAACUUAGAUUUGUUAGAUUUCUUUCUCGAGUUUUUUACCGAGUUAAAAACCAAUCAUCUUUCUCUUUCUGUUCAUAAAUCCUCAGGAGACAGACUUGAAAAGCUCGACCAGGUUGACAGUUUAAUUAAAGGUGCCAUUGAGAACUGGAACUCCUCGCGAAAACUGGGCUACUGA
Pocillopora meandrina is the source of this 34325-nucleotide messenger RNA. The record is from the annotation of a GenBank genome assembly. NCBI's taxonomy places the organism in Eukaryota, Metazoa, Cnidaria, Anthozoa, Scleractinia, Pocilloporidae.